Molecule: messenger RNA, 1314 nt
Organism: Drosophila erecta
Lineage: Eukaryota; Metazoa; Arthropoda; Insecta; Diptera; Drosophilidae
Gene: Syx16
Product: syntaxin-16
Exons: 3
Coding region: 161-1210 (349 amino acids)
Biological process (GO): vesicle-mediated transport; intracellular protein transport; vesicle fusion
Cellular component (GO): SNARE complex; membrane; endomembrane system
Molecular function (GO): SNAP receptor activity; SNARE binding
Source: RefSeq, a predicted model, not a curated record
CGUGGAGGCUGUCGGGACUAGUGUCGGUAUUCUGGGCGAAAAAAGCAGCGGGCACACUGCACAGCUGUGUCAAAACCAAAUUGGAAAAAAUCUUAUUGGGAUUUCAGCGGACUUGGAUAAUUCCUCCCAAUCCCCAAGAAAUCGGGAGCAGACGGCCAGGAUGACGUCGCGUAACCUGACGGAGGUGUUCGUCAUCAUGCGCAACAAUGCGUCCAAAAACCGGAGUCACUACGACGAUCGGAGGGGCAGCGAUGCGGAGCGCCUGCUGAAGCACUCGGUGCGGGAGGCGGAGGAGGGACUGGAGCUGCAGGACGACUACGGCACGCCGCCCGCCUGGCUGGACAAAUUCGAGGAGGCACAGUACACCAUGUCCAAGAUCAAGCCGAAGCUGGAUGAGCUGGGCUCCCUGCACGCCCGCCACCUCCUGCGACCCGCCUUCGAUGAUCAGCAGGACGACGAGUGCGACAUCGAGGUGCUCAGCCAAAUCGUCUCCAAGCUGAUCACUUCCACGCACCGGCACAUCCAGUGCGUGCGCAGCAGCAUCGGCGUGGGCAGCAAAAUGGAGCAGUGCCUGACCGCCAACGCGGUGCACUGCGCCCUGCUCCAGCUGCAGGAGCUGACGGUGAAGUUCCGGGCCAGCCAGAACGCCUACCUGCUCCAGCUGAACUCCCGCGAGGAGCGCUCGCAGAAGUACUUCGACGAUGGCGGCGCUGGCGACGUCUUCACCAACGUGGAGCUGGGCGAGCAGAGCGUUGAGAACUUUGUCGACUCCUUCGACAACUUCCUGCAGCCGCCGUCGGAGGGCAAGACCAGCAACGGCUAUCUGUUUGAGGACGAUGAGCAGGCCAUCGACGAUCACUUCCAGAGGCCGCCGGCCAGCCGAAUGACCCAACAGCAGCUGCUGCUCUUCGAGGAGGAGAACACGCGUGUGGCGCAGCACCGCGAGCAGGAGGUGACCAAGAUAGUCAAGUCCAUCUACGACCUGAACGACAUCUUCAAGGAUCUGGGGCACAUGGUCCAGGAGCAGGGCACCGUGCUCGAUCGCAUCGACUACAACGUGGAGCAGACGCAGACGCGCGUCUCGGAGGGAUUGCGCCAGCUGCACAAGGCAGAAAUGUACCAGCGCAAGAACCGCAAGAUGUGCGUCAUCCUCGUCCUGGCGGCGGCCACCUUCCUCAUGCUGCUGCUGCUCAUCCUGACCAAGCUCUAGUUACCCACCCGCUUCCAGUUGGGCGACCUCAUUCCCGUGUCUAUGUGUGUAUAUUGUAAAUGUAUGAAUACAUGUUAAUAUAUUUAUUAUUUAUUGCUAAUGCU